CCCAGUUGCGCCCCGCUCUAACGUCAACUCCUAGAUCUGUCCAUGAGAAAUACAUAAAUUAUAUUCUUUCGUGCUUUGGUUGUAAUAAUGAUCGAUUUACAAAACAUUUUUGUAAAGGAAAACCUGCUUCAUAAAUGAUCAUACACUGAUAUCAGCAAAUAUCCAUUAGAUAAUUGUGUCUGGUUGAGCUUUUAUCCGACAAUGUCGGUGUAUGGUCAUACGGCCCAAUAGUCAUACCGCAACGAACAUUUAGCAUUCAGACUAACAAUUACACCGAAAUGCCUUAAUGUAAUUAUGAUGGUCGUGCGACAAAAAUAAUAUACGGGACUUAAAUAACAACGGGAGUAUUCGAUAUGCAAACAACAACCCACCGAGAAGUGUUAUCUCAACUGAGGCGUAUUCAAUGAAUGACAUUACACUUUACCUUCGUAAAUUAUACUAAUAAAUACAUCGUGUGAUUUACAAUAAGUGAUCUUUAUGUAGUUUCGAUAUAGCAAAUGUCGAUGGAUAUUUUGAAGUAUUUCAUUGUGUUCUGUUAUGAGAAUAAUAAAACGUUCAUGUAUUAAAUAUACGUGUACAUGUAGGUGGUACCUGCCUUGGUCUGUGUUUCAAAUAAAUGGAAGUAUGUUUUUGAGCUAGGUUUAAGAUGACUAACAUAUCUUUGGAGGACCUGAACAGGAGAGAAGUCAUCCGACAGAUACCUUUAUUUAUAUAUUUGAUAAUCAUUGGGAUAACUGGGAGUAUUGGUAACGCGCUAGUGUUCUACGUUUACAAGAAGAAGUACGGACGAUCAAAUUGUCGGACAUUUAUACUCUGUUUGUCAGUGAUUGGACUUAUCGCGUGUGUGUGUGUUAUUCCGAUUGAAAUAUUGACAUUAUUUCACGAAUACAACUUUUACCGUGAGAGAAUCUGCAAAACAAGCGUUUUUCUGAACACUUGGCCGACGUUGACGUCAGGGGUUUUGCUCCUGUGCAUUGCCAUAGACAGGUACCGUAAAGUGUGUAGACCUUUUAAAUGGCAAAUUUCCCACAGGGAAUCGAUCAUUAUGUGUAUAGCGGCUGGAGUAAUUGGCGUCGCGUUUUCAUGGAUAUCGCCAGUCAUUUACGGCAUCCAGACGUCACGUCAUCCGCAUUACGACAUCAACGUUACAACGUGCGUGGAAACGGAUAGUGCAAAAGCGACGGUAUUUCCAAUACUCAACAACGUGUUGUUUGCUGUUCUAUUUGUUUGCUCAUUGGCUGGAAUAAUUGUGAUGUACUGUUUCAUUGGCGUAAGCAUAAAACACCAUAACGAACGACGGACUCAGUUUCUAGGACGACGAGACGUCGUAUCGACCGCCGCUAACGAACCACUGCGAAUUAAAAGCGAAAAUGCGAACACAACCAGUGAUCCAUUGUUUUGCUCCGAUGAUAAAAACUCGGAACGAAUCUCAAAGAGGAAAUCAGCAAUCUCAACUUUAGAACCAGAACGAUCUAACAGACAUUCCAUCCUAAGUUCUAUGAUGUCGUACGCCGCCCGCCCGAUUUCAUUUCUCACAAGAACAUUAUCAUCAAAAUAUUCGGGAAAUGAAGUAAAUUACAGACAAAAAGAUCGACGGUCCCAGAAACAAUACAAUGCAAUGAAAACUGCCAAAAUCAUGUUCCAAGUUUCCCUGGCUUUCAUUGUUAGUUACACUCCAUUACUUUGUAUUCUAUUGAUAAGGACAUUCAAUAGUGACUUUGUGCAAUCUUUAAACGAUAGUCAACGAACAGCAUACAAGUUUUUUCUUAGAUCGUACUACUUAAAUUUUGCUCUUAAUCCAAUAAUUUACGGUGUAAGGGAUGUCAGAUUUCGACAAGCAUGUAAGCACUUAUUGUGCAGAUGCAAAAAAUAAGCCAUCCGAUGUUUUGGGGUAUUUAAGUAGUCUUGAUCUUAUAAAGCUACACACUCACAGAUCGUUCUGAUAACUUUUCAUUUUUGUCUUGGAAUGAGGUAAUUUCUAAUGUCUGGAAACUACUGCUGACAAAAUAUCAUAUCGCAGCUAUUUUCAUUUUUACGUUCGUAAAUUCAUGUUUUAUGCCAAAAAACUUUUUCUUAAAGCGUAAGUAACGCUUUUAGCCAUUAAACUUAAAUUUUCGAACGUUAAUAUUUAAAACUUCGAUCUGAUAUUACCGGUAUGUCACAAGUAUAAUAUCACUGGUUUCCAGAUAUUUACGCAAAGAUCGGUUCAUUCCAAUACCUGUGUGAAAAACUAUAUAUAUAUAAAUAAAAAACAAGACAAAAAAUUGUCAAAAUGGUCAAACUGUGAGAGUACAGCUUUAGGGUGAAACUCACUGGACACACUAAUCUAUUGUGGUUUUUCAAUUGAUAGAGAUAACACGAUAAUCUUAUUUGUUUAAUAAAAUACAUGAAUCACUAUCUCAAAA
This is a messenger RNA of Mya arenaria, 2405 nucleotides long. Its product is annotated as cholecystokinin receptor type A-like. Lineage: Eukaryota; Metazoa; Mollusca; Bivalvia; Myida; Myidae. Gene Ontology annotation, biological process: G protein-coupled receptor signaling pathway. The coding region runs from base 647 to 1873 and encodes 408 amino acids. Gene Ontology annotation, molecular function: G protein-coupled receptor activity. The transcript has a single exon. The record is from RefSeq and is a predicted model, not a curated record. Gene Ontology annotation, cellular component: membrane.